This is a messenger RNA of Puccinia graminis f. sp. tritici CRL 75-36-700-3, 2207 nucleotides long. RefSeq lists its product as uncharacterized. Gene Ontology annotation, molecular function: protein binding. NCBI's taxonomy places the organism in Eukaryota, Fungi, Basidiomycota, Pucciniomycetes, Pucciniales, Pucciniaceae. The transcript has a single exon. The record is from RefSeq and is a predicted model, not a curated record. The coding region runs from base 180 to 2063 and encodes 627 amino acids.
GUUUUGUAGACUUCAUGCUCGGGUUCCUGAAAAUCAUGAGCUUGUUUCUUUCGAGUGGGUGUCUGGUUGGGCUGACGUAAUCGAUUGAAAAGAACCACGAUAAAUUUUCAAUCGGAUCCAUCCUGAACUUCUGCUUAAUUAUAUAUGCACCAAGCUGAAUUACAUAGCGAAGCAUUAAGAUGCCCAAAGCUAACAGGACGACUGGGCCCGAGAAAUUCAAAAAGACUGGAAAGAAGAAAGAAGACAAGCGAGUGGCCGAUCAUCAUGAGGACUAUGAUCAACUGUUUCAGCUGGCAGUCAAUCAGGAAGAACAGGGCGAACGAUAUCAAUUCGGAGCGAAGGCCCAGAGGAAUUACGAACAAUCGAUCGAGAGCUAUCGACUGUCAAUCGAGCUGAUCUCAAGGAACCCUUCAGACCGAUCGCCUUCGGAUCGGUUCAACAGCCAUUUCAACCUGGCCAGAGUCUUAGUCAACUUCGGAUCCACCUUCGCUUCUGCUCCAUCGGAAUCUCUCAAGUUCGUCCAACAUGGAAUCCAGGAAUAUCGGCUGGCGGUGGAGUAUGCGAUCAAGGACUCAGACCGAUCAGACGAGAUCGAUGCUCGUUACAAUCUUGCCUCCGCACUCUCAACCUCCGCAGAAAUCUUAUCGGCCGGGCAAGAUCUCAACUCUGGCCCGCUCGAUUACCAUUCCAUGUCGAUUCAAGUCUGGAAACAAGCCAAGGAGGAGCUCUCACGAGCCUAUCAACUUCAAGAAGAACUACUCUUAUCCGAUUCUUCACUGAAUCUUGGCCCCUCAACCUCGCUCGAUCAAGGAAAACAUAUGACAAACCAGGAUCCUGCUCAAGAAGAAAACCAAACUGCUUCGUCCCCACCAAACGGACAGACGACUCUAGUCGAAGAAGUCUUCGUCAUCACACCCUCCGUCCUCAUCGACACCUUGAUGGACAUUUGCGAAGUCUUGCUGUCGAUCUACUCCUCCGAACCUGAGGCGGUCUCUGCCGAACUACAGCAGACGAUCCAACAACUUGGAUCAGUCAACCAACUCAUCCAAAACUCGUCUGGUUCAAGUUUCAGUCGCCAAUUUGAAAUCGAUAGCUUGAUCUGUAAUAUCGAUUUGACCAUCAUCGAUCAUACGCUCUCCGAAAGUUGUGAUAACACUCCCAGUAGCCCGAAUUGGAUGGUUGAAAUAGCACAGAAACUGGCGACGGUCAAUCAAAGAUUAGAAGAUUUAUCCACGCAAACGAGCGCUUUAGAUCAAGAUUUUCUGAACUUGUUAGGACUGGCGAAUAACUAUUCAAGCUUAUGUACGGCUACGUGUUCCUUGAUCGCCAUCCGAUCAAAGCUCAACAAGACACCGAUUCCAGAGAUAGAGAUCGAGGAACUGAAGUGUUUGAUCGAGAGAAGUAUGAGCUUAUAUUCGACCAUCUUAGAAAAACUGAAGCAUUCAAAGCUUCGUCCGAUCAAACAAAUCAAACCACACGAGAUCUCUUCGUAUAUCAGUUCGAGUCUGGUUGGCCAAUCUGAACUGACGAUGAUUGUCGAAUUAUUAGAACAACAACAACAGCAAGGAAAGAACUUGGAAUGUUUAUCGAAUCAACGGAAAUCUUCAUUUGAUUUAGCUAUCGAAGCGUACAAUCAAAGCUUAGGGGCCUACCAAAUCAGUCGACAUCCGAGUCCAACCUCCUCCUUUAAGUUAGCAUUCACGCCCGUCGGCCUCGCUCAUCCAACAAACAGCACCAGGGAUCAAUCAUCAGGGAUCGUCAGGAACGAAUGGGCGAAUCUCGCCGUCCGAUUGGAAUCCAUCAAGCUCCUCUUGAGGUCCAAAUACAUCCAUCUUCUCCACCUCUGCUCUAACAGUCCCCAACUGCAUUCGCAAGCAGAUCUCGAACAGAUCUCGAAGGAUCAUCUCUUACCUUUGAUCCAUAAAUUCCAGCUCUCUCGAUCCGAUCUGGCCAGGUUUUAUGACGACUUUCUUAACGAUCCCGUGUUCAUCCUAUCUGGUUCAGUCGAACAACCUCUUUUUGACUCGCUUCUGCGUCUUGAUCCUUCUCUUGACGCGCCAUAAUUGCAAUCUGUUGAACCACAUGGGUUUCAAGCAUAGAAUCAGUUCUUUUUUAUAUGUGAUACUUUUACAUACAAGAAACUUCACUAUAAUAGUCAUCUGCAGACAAUGUAUCAUCCUUUUUUUUAUAAAAAAAAGCAUUUCCGG